Molecule: messenger RNA, 819 nt
Organism: Mycetomoellerius zeteki
Lineage: Eukaryota; Metazoa; Arthropoda; Insecta; Hymenoptera; Formicidae
Exons: 7
Molecular function (GO): sequence-specific DNA binding
Source: RefSeq, a predicted model, not a curated record
CUGUGUGAUAAAGCAAAAAUACAUAUUAAAAUGCCAGGUUGUUGCGUGGAUCUGUGCAAAAACCGCACAGAGAAAGGAGCUCGCUUAUUUCGCUUGCCAACAGGCAAAAGAAAUAGCGAAAGGCGAUUAGAAUGGUUACGAUUAAUUGAGAAAAAUACAUUACCUGAAAGAGCUGUAAUUUGUGAGGCACAUUUUGGCGAGGACCAGUUUGAGAAUAAAAGAGAAGAUGAAAGAAAACUGCUCCGUCCAUUCGCAAAACCAAAUUUAUUAGAGAAACACACAAUAGAGGCGAAAAACCAAUUAACAGAAAAGGUAUCUAGAUCUGUGGAGAUAGAAAUUUAUGACAAGCAGAACCCAAUAAAUAUAAAUUGCACUAGCUUGUGUAACGAUAGUAACAGUCAUACUAACGAGGACAACAGUAAUAACAUGACAAAUAAUAUUGGAACAAAUGUUGUGGAUGAAUCACAGAACACUCCAUUAAAUAUUUUGAAGAAAAAAUUGCGGAAAAGAAAUAUAAAUUUUGAAAAAGUGUUCAACGCAGAUCAACAAAAGUUUAUGACAAAUUAUAAUCACAGAGGAUCUUUAUGGUCUGCACAAACAAUAAAUAAAGCCUUGAAACUGUACGUAGCCUGCGGACGAAAAGGCUACGAGGAGGUGCAACGGCAGAACUUGCCAUAUCCAAGUAUCCGUACUCUACAGUAUCGCAUACAAAGUUUAAAAUUUGGGCCAGGUAUUUUAGAAGACAUAUUGCAGCUGUUAAAGAUGAAAAUAGAGACAUUUAAAUCAGAAGAAAAACAUGCAAUACUACUUAUAGAUGAA